AUGGCAAGCUAUGAGAUUGAGAUUUUUCCCGCAGAGAAUUGUUCCGUUGCAAGGGGAAUCAUCGAUUAUUUUGAGGUAAUCUUUUAUUGAUCAAUGUCAAAAAACUUGCAAAAAUUAUGGUAAAAAUAAAUCUUUCAGUUGUCCGACUAUGUCGGUUACUUCUCAGCUGUCAGUUACUCCUUAUACGACAUGCAUAUCGUUAUAACAUUUUGUCGUUUUGCCUUCCGCUAUGCACAAAGCACUCGGCAAUUACGGUUGUUGAAACUGAUGUCUCAUAGACUUUUCUUCGCCGCUUUGUUUGUUCUGAACGUUUUUAUUUCGACCGUUUCAAUUAUUGAGAUCGGGAAUUCUGCAGAGUCCGGGAAAGAGUUUCAAUUGGAUUACCCAACUACCAAUCCGGCAAUGAAGAGCUAUUUCAAAUCGCAUACGGUCUUUGUAGUCAAGGUAAAGUGUAGACACGGCUGUGAAUGAGACGUUUUGCCGGUACAACGCAUGAUUACCUGUUCCUUUUCAGUAUCAACACCUCGGAAGCCUCUUCAGAUUCAUUCUCUACCCCCUAUCUCUUCUUUUUGGUUUAUGGUGUACUUGGAGGUGUUACCGGUAUCCUAAGGACAAUUUCAGUCAACGCACUCGUCAAAUGUAUCGCCUUCUAAUCGUUGGCCUUCUAAUUGAGCAAAGCGCUGAAUUUUAUUGGUUUAUAGUUCCUUUUCUGUCCAUUGGAUUCUUUUUUGAUGUUGAAGACCAGGUCGCGGCUUAUUACAUUCUCUACCGAACAUUUUAUUUGUAUCCGACUUUCGUCAUGGUUUUUACGUUGGUGUUUUACCGCCGAUAUCGGGAGGGAGUCAAGAAAGUUUAUAGCGUCUUCUGGAAGGUUAAUUCGCCGGCUGUGCCAACUUCGAACAACGGAGUCUCCGUCACCAAGAUUAGCUAA
Bursaphelenchus xylophilus (pine wood nematode) is the source of this 931-nucleotide messenger RNA. The record is from the annotation of a GenBank genome assembly. Lineage: Eukaryota; Metazoa; Nematoda; Chromadorea; Rhabditida; Aphelenchoididae.